Messenger RNA from Symbiodinium sp. CCMP2592, 2748 nucleotides. The record is from the annotation of a GenBank genome assembly. Lineage: Eukaryota; Dinophyceae; Suessiales; Symbiodiniaceae.
AUGCUGUGCCACACCCUGAUCUUCAACUUAGCCUUUGCUGCUCACAUCGGGAUAGUCUCUGCGGCAAAUGCGCCCAUUCGGGGGCCGAGUGGACAAAGCAUGACUACGGAGCAGUUCGUUCGGGCCAAGCAAGCGCAUCGUGCGGACCCUUUGAACAACCCGGACCCAGUGAAGACAUUGGGUUUGCGCAAGAACACCGGGUAUGAUGUGAGAGAUGGCAAAGUUGGCCCAUGGCGUCCACGGAAUGAAUCAGAUGACCGUGAGCUCAUGGACGCAGACCUCCAGAGAGUGAUUGGGCAUCUUCCGAGCGGUCGUCCAGUGAGUCUUCAAGAUUUUUUGGAUGCCAAGGCGUUUCACAGGAAGAACCCAGAGACCUCAAAGCCACCGGAGCUGCAACUUCAAGGAAGCUCUUACUCUGCUUCUGAGGCAUUCAGCUCAAAGAGUGGUGGGAAAAGGAACGUCACACAGCGUAUCUUCAAGGCGCAUGUACCCGGUUCCGAAGCAUUUGUCUGGAACCAUCGAAUCCUGCCAAGCACAGCAGCUGCUCCUCCAGCUGCUGCUUGCACUCCUGCCAAGCCCCAGUCACUUCUGCCAGGUGUGGGCUUGCUGGGUCUUGGCGUUGGUGUGUCCUUGGUGCUGGGACUGGGAAGACCAUUGCUGCCAACUCGGAAGACGAGGUCAUCAAGGAGAUAUCGUGUAACAGAUGUACCGGAUGUGACGUUUCCUGGUCCACAAAUUUCUCUGGAGAUGCCGGCUUGCGUGUAUGAGCAACUCCCCACCUUCGAAGAUGCCACCGGGAGAUUUUACGGCUUGUCUGCAAACCAGCAGCAGACAAUUUUGUCGCAGCUGGAAGAAGUCAUUGUCCGGUAUGAACUGCAGAAUGUCGUAAGCGUGGCCAUCAAACACCGACAUUUUGAAAUGCCUGCAGGGCAAGUGUUGUUGGAGACACAGGACAUCCAGGCAAAGGAGUCUGUCAUGCGCCCAGCGCCGGCAUCAGAGCCUAAGAUUCCCUUUGCCUUUACUUGGUUCGGGGGCCAGUGGGUGCCGUAUGAGUUCGUUCAAGCCAGCUGUGAGUCUGCUUCUGCGGGUUUGCAGCUGGUGAUAGGCUGUGAAGGAUUCCUGAAAGCACUGUCGGAGGUUCUGAUUCAGCACGGUGUCGAGGACGUUAUUGCGUUCCAAGUGAUGCACCGACCACAUCUGAGUGGUGCAGGCCAUGGCACUGUCGAGACCUCCGGCAGUGAAGACCAAGAGCUGCUGAUCCGUCCUUACACACGUGAUCUCUUUGACAGCUUUGUGAAAAGCCAGUCUCCGAGUGUCCAGGCAUUUCCAAAUCCUUUUCAGCUGGCUGAUGUGCAGACGGCGACGACGGUUCCUGCCAAUGCUUCGCUUCUGGCCGCCAGGCAUUGUGCAGCCGGCACUGAAUUCAUGAUCACCUUUGCGUGGAAUUGGCUGGCAUUUUUCCUUCCUAUGCCGGUGUACCUGGCCAGCGCCACUCCGGGCGCACCCGCCCAGUAUGCAGGAUACCAGGCGGACUACAAGACCUAUGAGGACUACAAGAAGGAGAUGGAGUCGGCUGGCAAGGGCGCCAUGAACUAUACGGCCUUCACCAAGGCUUACGAGAAGUACCAGCAGUUCAUGGACUACCUCCAUAAGGAGGGAAGCCACUCCCCCGUGAACUUCCACAAGUUCCUGGCCGACUACGAGAAGUACAUGGAUUUCAAGAGCUACGUUGGCAAGGGCGCCCACCGCCAGGAAGAUCAGGCUCACAAUUUCAAGGAUUUUCUGAACUUCGAGCAGUAUCUCCAGUACUCCAGCAAAGGUGGCAGCGGAGACUACUACUUUAGCGGAGUCCAGUUCGACGCCUUGGAUAAGGCCACUGAGGGCAGUGAUGACGACGUGGGCUCCAGCGACACUCAGUCCAUUCUGUCCAACUUCGGUGGCGGAAACAUGGGUCAUGGCUUCGUGCCCAGCGGCACAACAGAUGGCGGCCCCAAAGGUGGCCUGCCUGCCGUCACAAACGACUUCCGGCAGUACAUGGACUAUUCCAAGUACAUGGGAAUCUCCCACCAGUACACCCAGAAGGACUGGAUGAGCGAGUGGCAGAAGUUCCAGCAGGAGGGUAGCCAGGACCAACAGGUCCCCUACUCGCCAAAGGACUGCAAGACCGAGGCGGAGCUCAACGCCUGGAAGGACAAGCAGACGAAGAUUGCCAAGACUUGGAUCCCCUCCAUGUACCAGGAGCCGACUCUGUCCAGCAUCGACAAGGAGUACAAGGACAACCUGGAGCGGAUCAAGCAUCCGGAGUCCCAGGAUGCGGCCGCCCCCCAGCCCGAGCCGGUCAUGCUCUCCAAGGAGGCCCCAGCUCCGCAGCCGCGAGCCGUGCGACCCUCCGCCGCCGGCGCCCGCAGCGCGCAGACCGCGACGGAGCUCGUCGCAUGGAGGGGCCAGAUGGGAGCCAUGGUGGAGACUCUCCCAGCCAAGGAGCAGGCCGAAUGGAAUGCCGUCUUGGACGGCGAGAUGGAGGCUGCUUUCAAGCGGUUGGGAGCUGGUUCUGAGACCAGUGAUGUGCAGCUGCUGGCGACGAAGGUCCCUGCAGCUCAGAAGUCCUCCAACUUUAGCCGAACGCUGCUGGCCUUCGUGGUGAGCUUUAGCAUGCCUGUGGCCGGCAUGUACAUCUACCGUGCCAUCAAGCAGGUGCCCGGCACUGAUCUCGACGCACGAUUCCUCGCAGCAGACGGUGAGGCGUGA